AUGAUACCCCGGACUGCCCUAUCGGCGCUUCUCUACGCAAGCACCGCCUUUGCUGUGUGCACCAAGCUCGAAGACUGCCCACAGUUUGAGUCCCUCAAGACGGACGAAUGCCAGACCUUCCACCACUUCCUCGCACGCGGCUCUACCUCUCCCUACCCGGGCCACGUCAUCGAGACGGUCGGCAAGGUCUGCAAUGCCCUCAACACCAAGGAGAACCCAAAGGCAUGCGGCUAUGAGGAUGUGCAGUACUGGGCCAUGAACGGUGGAGAGAAGUGGUGCAUAUCAUCGCACGAGGGUGCCGUGAACGGCGCCGAGCAGAUGAGAAACUACACCCAGAGGUGUCCAGACAGCCACCUGAUUGUCAUGGGAUUCAGUCAGGGGGGUUCCGUCAUGCUCGAUGUCCUUGGUGGCGGUGGCGGUCCACUCUGGGGGUGCGAGCAAAAGUCGAAUCCAAGCAUGAACAUCACCAGUCCUCCAGGCUCAAAGAUCGCAGCUGCACUCGUCUUUGGUCCCACACGGCGCUCUGCGAACCAGUCUUACACCCGCGGCGGCGGCGAAAUUUCAGAUGGCAGUGCUCCUCGAACAGCGGAACAGCUUGCAGGACUCCAACCCUAUGCUGAUGCCGGUAUCCUUCGUGAAUACUGUCAACCAGGCGACCCCAUCUGCGCUCCUCACACCGAUAACAAAGACAUGUCCAAGCACCUGAACUAUUUCGAACGCUACAGCGACGAGGCAGCCGAAUGGGUCAUUGAUCUCGCUAGGAAGGCCGAAUCUGGCGACAGGACAUCGGAUGCGAAGAGCAUGCUGCACCAGACCAUUUCGCAUCCCAUUGCGAAUGUCUUCAUCGUUAUUUUCGUGCUGUUCCUCAUGUAUUUUGCCGUCAGGAAAUUCGCUGUCUGGAAGACGACUCGCUCUCCUAUGUAUUCACGUGUCGACACUACCGAAUCUGUUUAG
This is a messenger RNA of Bipolaris oryzae ATCC 44560, 954 nucleotides long. Its product is annotated as carbohydrate esterase family 5 protein. Gene Ontology annotation, molecular function: hydrolase activity. The transcript is spliced from 3 exons. Lineage: Eukaryota; Fungi; Ascomycota; Dothideomycetes; Pleosporales; Pleosporaceae. Bases 1 to 954 code for a protein of 317 amino acids. The record is from RefSeq and is a predicted model, not a curated record.